Messenger RNA from Bicyclus anynana (squinting bush brown), 3996 nucleotides. RefSeq lists its product as uncharacterized. NCBI's taxonomy places the organism in Eukaryota, Metazoa, Arthropoda, Insecta, Lepidoptera, Nymphalidae. The record is from RefSeq and is a predicted model, not a curated record. Bases 69 to 1016 code for a protein of 315 amino acids. The transcript is spliced from 3 exons. Gene Ontology annotation, molecular function: protein binding.
AAUAUGUCAAACGUCAAAACAAAAAAGAAAAUCCUCGAAUUUUCGAAGUAUCGGUCGAUGAAAUCUGCAUGGAAAAAAAACUUUUGUUGGGAAAUUAUCACAGGAGGGUACAAAACGAGGUGCAAAACUGUGGGCUAUUCACGACAAUGAACAAAGAAACUUUAGUCCACUAUCGGCCGGAUCGAGAGAUUCGUAAAACUGUCGUGAAACCGGGCGACUACACCAUGGUGGCCUAUGAAGACUCUCGUUGUAAGAUUAGAAUAUGGCAUGUGAAAAGCGAAAAUCAAGCCGGGCCGUGUGAAAUAGAGCCGGAAUGUCGUAUAUUCAACUCUCCGUUCGACGGGAACGUUAUUAUUGGUGACAUGGAUUCCUAUAUUGACAAAGAUGUUGAGUUGAUUUUGCAGCAAAUGUGUUUGGGGGAAAUUUGUGACGCGCGUCUGAUUUACAAGAAUGUGUUCGGUGAUCUGAUGAUGGAGAUAUCGUGUAGGAUAGAGCUGCUGGAUCUGACUGAAGAGCAAUUGAUAAGUGACUGGAGUUGGGCGAGAUUAUUCGAGUCAGCUGUACAUCAUAAGGAGCGUGGGGUGCAACUAGUAAAGGACAAGAGAAUAGUGGAUGGGUUUAGGCGGUUCUCUAAAGCUUUGAAGAUGUUGGUGGCUAUAGAGCCUGUUGACCGAGUCACUGCUGAUGCGGAGAGAACUAAAGAGUUGCUUAAUAUGAGGAUAAAACUUUACAACAACAUGGCACAUUGUCAACUACAGUUUGACGAGUUUGGUGCAACUUUGGACCUCUGCAGCCGGACUUUAAAACUGGAUCAUAACAAUAUCAAGGCUUUAUAUCGACAAAGCAUUGCUUACACAGGCCUCGCUAUGUACGAGGAGGCCUGGGGUGACAUACAGAGGGCCCUAGAGAUAGAUCCUACUGAUAAGGCCUCAAUAGCAAAGGCUAAAGAAUUAAGGCCUCACAUAGAAAAGAUUAAUAAGGACUAUUCGACUGUCAUUAAGAAAAUGUUUGGUUAAGUUUAUGUUAUAAAUGUAAUAAAUAGUUUUAUUUUUAUUUUUAUGUUACAAAUUAAAAGGUCUAUUCAGAUGUAGGAGGUAUAAAUAAAAUAUAGAUGUUAAAAAUUUUUUAACACAAAGUACACACAUCUCUACUAUUCCAUAUGAAUUUGGCUGUAAGUUACUGGGUCAAAGCCAUGUGAUGUGAGCCAGGCAUGCGAUAGCCAGAUCUCUGUCAUUUUAAUUUAGUUGAAAAUUUGUCUUAUCAUAGUUUACUACAGUAGGUCACAACAACAUUAAUUACUAUAUGAUUGAUGAGAUCCUUAAGGCAAAGAAAAAAUAGUAAGAAGUUUUUUAUGUGUCAUAUGUCUGAAUAGAUCAUAAUAUAAACUUAAUUUUACAAUUAUGAUAAAACUUACUACAUUAAUUUCUUUUUGUUUAAAAAUUAAUAGAUCUUAAAUGAAAAUAAAAAUUACAGGAUCAGUUAAUGCUCGAUACUAAAGAGAAUCGGGCCUCUAUUGGAAAUUUAUUGUGAGCUUUAAAGUUCUAUUUAAAAUAUAUUUGUAAGCUCUCGAUUAAUAUAACUUAUUGCCCUAAUACUGACUACACAUGUUGGUCCUAAUAUCAGAUUCAUCUAUGAUAUUAGCCAAUGUGCUAUUAUGUUGGGGCCAACGUGUGUAGCCUGUGCAAGGUAUAUGAAUAAGCGAAUGUCUGUGUAAUUGAAAUUUUAGUUUUUAAACAUUUUCCAUGUAAUUUCAAAUAUUAUUAAAAGUUCAGACCUUGAUUAGUCCCUACAAUAGCCCAAUAUAUGAAACAACUCUCGAAAAUUUAUUUUGAGACAGCCGCCACCCACCCCAAACAAGAAGUGGUUGAGAUUUGCUUCUACAUCCCGAUUCCAACACUAAUUGUAGAUCUAGACACCGAAAAACAGUCUUUACGAUCUGUUAUUAUGUUGUAUAGCUUGUAAACAAUACAGCAACAACAAACACAGCAACUUAAACUAAAAACUUUUUUUUAACUCGCAUUCUCGGGGGCGCCCGGAUUGAUACACUCAGGCAAAACACCAUUCUGGAACGGCUCUCUAAACCGAGGACCGAGUCCCAGAGGAGCCCUUAGCGAGUACUUUCUCUUAACUCUCCUGCUUCUGCCUUUCCCCAUCAGGCGGUGCUUCUGCGCUCGCUAAACCCUCCGUUGACGCCGCUAAAGUCAAAUUAAAUUAACCUACGGCACUUACACAAUGAAAAGAAAAUAAAGCUUGGUCAUAUUGCUUCUUCCUUUCAAAACUAAAUUAUCAUUCUGAUUUCUGAAACAGAUUGACUGUAACAAAGAUGUUUGUGUGAGAUCUGUUUAAUGCGCACAUACAAAUUAUGGAAUGAGCAAAGUUACAGGAUUGUCGGGGCAGGAUAUUUUGAAUUGAGGAACGAGACUUGUUAGAUGUAUGUAUAUGUAAUAAAUUAUAUACAAUGUAGAAUGUUCCUCCAAUUAUUAAGUACAUAACAAUCAUAUUUACGAAAUUAUGUUUCUAUGAUCAAUUCUUGUGCAGCAGCGAAAUGCAAAUUAAUUUAUGCGAAAAAAAGUAUAAUUAUUAAGCAAUGAUAAUGAGAUUUCGUUUUUUAAAUCUGGAUUAAUAAUAGUUAGGUAAUAGUUGUGAAUGUUGUGUUUAAUACAUAGUAGUUAUAUAAUGUAGGUACUUCUAUACUUAUUGCAAGUAACUAAAAUAAUGAAGGUUAAAAUACCUAUAAAUAUGGUUUGUAACUACUGACAUAGGUUGCCCGCGACUUUGUCCGUGAGGAAAUCUGUUUACAUAUUCAAUGUAAUAUAUAUAUAAUAAAUAUAUGUGUACGAUUUAAUUAUAUAUAAGUUGUAUCUAUCUAUAUAAAUCUAUGUGAAAUGUACCUAUAUGAAAGAAUAUUGAAUAUUGAAAAUUAUAUGCAACUUCCUAAGUUGCUUUUCCACUACAAAUACUCGUAAUAUAAUACGAAAGUAUUAUAUUAUAUAAGAUAGAUUGUUUUUGUUUCAUUUUGAAAGAGCAUUAGCAAAUCAGAUUGUUUUUGUUUCAUUUUGGAAGAGCAUUAGCAAAGAUGUUAAUGAAUUAUCGUAGUCUGUGAGAAGUUACUUAUCAACGGCUUUAUGGUAAACGGGUUUCUAUGUCACAUCUCUGGAUCACUCUAAACAAUGAGUUGUUGUGGCGACGUUCCUUUAUUUGGCACACACAAACAAGUUUAUUCUGUAACCUCGCUAAUACGUACAAAAUCCCAACUGUCUUCCUACAACACGUUAUAACCUAUUCUAUAAGAGUAUCUAUGGUUUUAACCUUCUAAUGGCAUUGCGAUACAAACUCAAUAAAUGCCCACCAUACAUAUCUAUGGUAAGAGCAUGGGCUGACAAACCUAAAGUUUUAACAGAAGAGGUAGGUCUGGUUGUUACAUACUCUAUCGUCAGAUAGAGAUGAUGAACGUAUUUUUAUGUACAGUUAAAUUAUUUUUAAAAAUAUGAAAGUUUAUCAAGAAUGCUACAUAUUCGCACUAACCAUCAUCAAUGUUAUCUCAAGCUGACCUUUAUUAUUAAAAAAAAAAGAAAACGAAGAUUCUGUUGCUAUGGUUACUCGUAACACCCGAAAUGUGUCACUGCAUAGAUUUCAACUUACCGUAGAUACGUCGAUAACACGCGAGUAUUCUUAGAAAUGUUUGAAGAAAAUCGGUUGAGCCAUUUAAAAGUUCUGGGAUGUGAAAGUGGGGAAGAACAACCGAAUAAACUCGAAUGGAGUCUCAAAUGAAAGCACACUGAAAUAGAAUAUUGAUGACCUGAUUGAGAAUGUUCAAAAUUUUCAAUUUCAUGUUCGUUUGAAUUUUUUUCUUUCAUUCUUAAAUGUGAUUAAAAAAAAAUGUUGUUUUACCAUGUAGAUAACUUAGCUUCUAAAAUAGAAACCUUCCUAUAACACGAACGGUUGAGCCGGUUUGUAAAUAAAUAUGUGAAUAAUAAACGUGAAUUCCAAGUGAAA